This is a messenger RNA of Penicillium griseofulvum, 666 nucleotides long. RefSeq lists its product as uncharacterized. The coding region runs from base 1 to 666 and encodes 221 amino acids. The record is from RefSeq and is a predicted model, not a curated record. NCBI's taxonomy places the organism in Eukaryota, Fungi, Ascomycota, Eurotiomycetes, Eurotiales, Aspergillaceae. The transcript has 3 exons.
AUGGACAUCGAGUCCUCGUCUCAGAACUCCAAUGAGGAAACGCUUGAUGAUCAAACCUCAAUACACUCGAUUGAGACCUCCUCAACAAAGUUAACCAUAAUCAAAGAUUCGAUCGAGAUAUUCGAGGAACAACUCAAAAACAACUGGACUCGUCAAAAAAUCCCCAAAGGCAUGAAGAAAAAAUUUCAACAAACACGCGUCGCUCAAAAAACAGCAACAUCACGAAUCUUCUUCGACAAUGGAGGAUUUAAAGCUUGGUUUACAUAUUUUCUUGCGACGGAGGGAAAAGCCCACUUCAAAGGGCGACGUAAUAGAUCUGACACCAUUGCUGCAUUCCAGCAACUCCCGUUGGCAGAUCAAGCAAAUGUCGCGAGAAAAGUGGCCAGCAAACGGCCGCAUCCCAGCGUCAGCAAUGCCAUUCGCAACAUAUCCGAGAACUUUGAAGAUGCUGGGGUUUUGGAGGCUCGAUUGAAUGAAGUUCGGCAACAUUCCUCGCCCGCCGAAAGCUUGAUAGGUGCCAUUGUGUCCUCUCGGAAUGUGAUGUCAGGCAUCGCUGAGAGAUCACUGGAAUCUGGAACUUCACAACAUCUGGUGCUCGAAGAAGCGUCAUUACUAGGGGUCGCCGAGGUUUUCGACCAGUACGUCUACUUUGGAAAACGCCUUUGA